This is a messenger RNA of Gryllus bimaculatus (two-spotted cricket), 921 nucleotides long. The record is from the annotation of a GenBank genome assembly. Lineage: Eukaryota; Metazoa; Arthropoda; Insecta; Orthoptera; Gryllidae.
AUGUCAUCGGCACUACUCCGAAGGCGGGCGGGUAGAGUGAACAAAGUGAGUCCCCAACGGGCGAGGUUCGCGCUGCAGGUGGGCGGACCGGUGGAUAAAGUUGCCGCAGCAGAUGCCACCGGUGGGUGCGCGAGACAGGCGACCCAUAACCCGGCCUUCAGCGUCAAUAGCUUGAAGCUCAUAAUAGCACAACCAGAUUCUGACCUCGGUCGCGAAGUGCCACCUCCAGCCCUACCCUACAUCGAUAUCAUCCAUGUGCACGUUUUCCAGCACACGUACUCCUCUCCAGGACAUGACACAAGAAUAACAAAGAUACUCACACUUUGUUCUUGUGUUAGUAGAAGUGAAUUCUCAAUGUUAAUUGGAGGAAGCAAAGUUGCUUGUAGCGCUCUAAGUAGCCUGUCAAAGAACUACAGGAACUAUCUGCAUUUAGUGGCCUUGUUGCCAAUGCGAAAUUUAGUUGUAAAAGUUUUUAGAGCUCAACUGCCACUUACAAAUAUUUUGCUGACAUUGAAUGAUGUUGUUCAACUGGCUGACUUGACCCGGAUGGAAGUUUCAGUUUAUCAAUAUAACCUGCAAGAAGGCGAAAGAGAGAGAAUUGAAAACAUCAGGAGGAAACGUGUUUUAGAGUAUAGUUCUGACACUGGAUUUAAAACUUUUACUUCUAGCAACGACAUAUCAAAAGCAAAUAUGAGGUUAACACAUGCUAUGACAUGUAUUUGUGUGGAUAGAGAAGGAAAUAAUACAUUUUGCGGCAUUAUGAACAUACCCCAUCCAGUUGCCUAUUGCAAAUGCUUGAACAAUAUAUUACGCAAUGGUCUGGAAUUAGUGUGUAGUGAAUCAAUGGCAGAAGCUGCGAAAGAAGUGACUGAGAACAGUAAAGCAUAUAGUAAAGAUCUUAGUGUACCUUGUGAAGGAUGA